UUGUCUUGUGCAGGCGAGGCCUUAUAGCCCAGACACCGACUGUGUGUGUUGUGUGUACACUGAACAACGAGGCAGAAUGUGCUGAUGCAGCUCCAACAGUCGGAGCGAUGGAGCCAGCGCUAACCUGAGAGGGUGUGCUGCAGCUGGAAACGCCUCUCCAGCCUGUAAAACAGGUCUGAUCGCAGACAGCCUGAGCAGAUCACUGGACGAGCAGCGUUGCAGGUUCUUCACACCCAGCAUCAGACUUCUGUCCUCAUAAGCACCAUGGUACACCAGGAGUUCGAGACUGCAGGGAAGAAACCCGGCCUGCAGGUGUGGCGGGUGGAGAAUAUGGAUUUGAAACCCGUCCCUCGUGAAUUAUAUGGCAACUUCUUCACUGGAGACGCCUACAUAUUGCUUUACACCACCAAAGCUCCCUCUUACAAAGCUCAUUCAUGGAUUGGCAGUGAAGCUACUCAGGAUGAGAUUGGGGCUGCUGUCAUUUUCCUAACUCAGCUGGAUGACUGUCUGGGUAAAGCUGCUGUGCAGUACAAUGAGUGUCAAGAAAAUGAGUCACUCACCUUCAUGGGGUACUUCAAGUCUGGCGUCACAUACAAGAAAGGUGGUGUAGCCUCAGGCUUCAAACAUGUGGUGACCAACGACGCUUCAUGCAAGCGCCUCCUACAUGUUAAAGGUCGUCGGAUAGUCAGAACCACAGAGGUGGAGUUCAGCUGGUCUUCAUUCAACAAAGAUGACAGUUUCAUCAUUGACCUGGGAAAGUGCAUCUACAACUGGUCUGGUUCUGAGAGCAAUUACUUUGAGCGUCUCAAAGCCACUCAGGUAGCCAAUGAUAUCCGUGACAACGAGCGAAAUGGUCGUGCUGAGGUUAUUCAAAUCAGGGAAGGUUCUGAGCCAGAAGAGGUCAUAAAAGAACUCGGAACCAAGCCAUCCCAACUCCCAUCAAGAACCUGUGAUAAUUCUGCUGAAAAUAAGAACAAGAACAUGGCAUCCCUUUACUUGAUUUCUGAUGCUGCUGGCUCCAUGAAGUCAACUUUGGUGGCUGAUAAAAACCCAUUCAAACAAACAAUGCUGUCUCAGAAUGACUGCUUCAUUGUGGACAAUGGAGUAAAUGAGAAAUUAUUUGUCUGGAAAGGGAAGAACGCUUCUCCAGAUGAGCGCAAAGCAGCAUUUAAGGCCGCGAAAAAGUUCAUCGAAGACCACAAUUACUCCACAAAAACUCAGAUCCAGAUAUUUCCAGCAGGGAGUGAGGACACCCUGUUUAAGCAGUUCUUCUCCAAUUGGUUGGAAGGGGACAUCACAGGCCCACAUGACACCUACACUGUUGGCAGCAUCGCCAAAGUGGAGAAGAAGUCCUUCGACGUCUCUAAACUCUACGAGGACAAGGACAUGGCUGCCCAGCACCGCAUGCCGGAUGAUGGCUCCGGUAAAGUCCAGAUUUGGCGCGUUGAAGGAAGCGAAAAAGUACCUGUGGACAAAUCCACUUAUGGACAGUUCUUUGGAGGAGACUGUUACCUGCUGCUGUACUCUUACACCGCAGGCCAACAGAAGCAUAUCAUCUACUACUGGCAAGGGCUGACGUGCUCUCAGGAUGAACGUGCUGCUUCAGCUCUUCUCACUGUUAACCUGGAUGAUUCCAUGGGUGGAGUAGCUGAACAGGUUCGGGUCACUCAGGGCAAAGAGCCUCCACAUUUUGUUGCCAUUUUUAAAGGACAGCUUGUCAUCCAUCUGGGAGGGACGUCCCGUCAUGGUGGCGAGAGCGUGCCCAGCAGCACACGUCUCUUUCACGUCCGCCAGAGCUCGACCCGCGCCACACGAGCUGUUGAGGUGGAGCCCGUUGCCACCUCUCUGAACACCAACGAUGUGUUUGUGCUGAAGUCAAAUGAGACUCAGUACGUGUGGAAGGGAAAAGGAGCCACUGAGGAGGAGAUGCCUACAGCUAAGUAUCUCACCAGCCUGUUUGGAGGAAAUGCUACUGAUGUGGAGGAGUCAGAGGAGACACCUGAUUUCUGGGAAGCACUGGGUGGGAAAAAGGAAUACCAGACUUCCAAGACCCUCCAGAAAAACGACGACAGAGCUCCACGACUGUUUGCCUGCUCAAACAAGACUGGCAAUCUGAUAGCGGAGGAGGUGCCUGGUGAAAUCACACAGUUUGACCUGGCAACUGAUGAUGUCAUGAUUCUGGAUAUCUGGGAUCAGAUCUUUGUUUGGAUCGGUAAAGAUGCCAAUAAGACAGAGAAAUCUGGAUCACCCAAGAUUGCCGAUGACUACGUGGAUGCAGACCCGUCUGGCCGCCGUGGGAUCCCCAUCAGCAUCAUUAAGCAGGGAGAGGAGCCUCCCUCCUUCACUGGCUGGUUUCAUCCUUGGGACCCCAACAUGUGGAAAGAAGGAUCUUAAGCAGUGCAUGCAACAACAAAUGAAAAAGUAGAAGCAAUUAAAAACACACACACACACACACACACACACACACACACACACACACACACACACACACACACACACACACACACACACACACACACACACACACAAA
This is a messenger RNA of Acanthochromis polyacanthus (spiny chromis), 2530 nucleotides long. RefSeq names its product scinderin like a (gene scinla). The record is from RefSeq and is a predicted model, not a curated record. Lineage: Eukaryota; Metazoa; Chordata; Actinopteri; Pomacentridae. Gene Ontology annotation, cellular component: actin cytoskeleton; cytoplasm. Gene Ontology annotation, molecular function: phosphatidylinositol-4,5-bisphosphate binding; actin filament binding. The transcript is spliced from 18 exons. Gene Ontology annotation, biological process: actin filament severing; actin polymerization or depolymerization; barbed-end actin filament capping. The coding region runs from base 265 to 2394 and encodes 709 amino acids.